AUGGAUGUUGUGCGAAUGUUCCUUCGUGACGAACUCGCAUUUCCAUCAAGUGGUCACGCUCAUUCCCGAGUUGGAUUGAACAAACAUUGCAAGGGACCAUACGACCAGUCGAAAGGUUGGUUGCGCUUGGACUCCCGAGCAAACGCCAGAUGCGGUUAUGUGCACGACAGCAAGACUACUCAGGCGGUGGAACACCAGAACCAGGAUGCGAAUAUCCGGCUAAAGUCAUGCUACAAAACCUCUCUGGCCCUCGAGGCUGACAUUCGUCUCGUUGAGCCUGAGGUUUAUGACGCACCACCCCCAACCUAUGAGGACGCAAUAACGGAUCUGCCUCCAGAAUACUCCGCCCUUGCUCCCUUGGCUCAACAGAAGAACCUGAUCCAAGAUUCCGCGCCAGCACAGGCUACAGAAGAUUCCAAGUUCAGGAGUGCGUCUCGACUGAUUGACUUCGAAUCGACCUCUGGCAUCCGGGGACAUAGGGCGGGGAAGAAAAAGAAGAAGCCAGCAGCCCAACCCCAGCGGCAAAAUUCACCGCCAGCUGAGGAGGGUGGUGGUGACAAGGCUGACGAAGGCGCCGGAGAUGAACAGAACGGUGCCGGAGAUAGCGGUGAUGCUGGAGGUGACAACAAUGGAGGCGAUGGUAAUGGUGGAGAUGGUAAUGGCGGCGACGGAGGUGGUGAUGGGGGUGACGGCGGUGACGGCGAUGACGGAGAUGAUGAUUGGAACGCAUGGAAUCCAACCUCAAACAAGAAGAAUAAGAAGAAGAGAAAACAGGAGGAAGAGGAACGACUGAAGAAAGAAGAGGAGGAGAAGCAAGCCAGGGAAGAAGAGGAGAGACUGGCCAAAGAAGAGCAGGAAUGGAAGGCUAAAGAAGAGGGGGAAAGACUAGCCAAAGAAGAGGAAGGACGAUUGGCCAAGGAAGAGGAGGAGAGAAUAGCCAAAGAGGAAGAAGAGAAAAAGGCUGCUGAACAGGCCACAGCUGCAUCCAACAACCUUAGCUGGGCUGACGAGGGUGCUGGCAAUGGUGACGAUACCUGGGGAUUUACUACUACUAGUAGCAAGAAAAAGAAGAAGAAAGGCAAGCAGGCUGAGCCGGUCCCAACUGAACCGGCGUCGAACGGGUUUCUGGAUGUUAGCUUAAAUGACAACGCGCCGCAGCUAGAUCUGAGUCUCCCUCCCCAAGCCCCUGGAAACAGUUUCAACUUCGGUUGGGGCCAAGGCUGGGGCUCUGGUGAUAAAUGGGGCCUCAACACUUUGAAUGGCGCGGACGACAACAAAGGGAAAGCAGACAACCCCUGGAAUUUCCCAGGAAAUAACGGCCUAGCAGGUGCCUCGGUCGGAUUCGGCUUUGGUGCUGAUAUUGAUAUACCAGGUGCUAAUGAUGUCGGUGCUGCUACAGAAGAGAAGACCGAGGACGACAUCUGGGCCAACCUGGACUCGACUCCGAAGGACAAGAAGAAAAAGAAGAAGGGAGACGAGGUUGAAGAGCCAAAAUCAGACAACGCCUGGACAGCUGUUGGGGAGAAGCAAGAGCCAGAGAAGCCGCUGGAGGUUGCCGAUGACGAUUGGGGCUGGGGCGCGCCUGUCUCCAAGAACGACAAGAAAAAAAAGAAGGGUGCUGUGGUUGAAGUCGUUCCUGUAGAAGAGCCCGUUGCAGAGGAGCCUGCUGCAGAAGAGCCUCCUGCACCUGAGCCACCAGCUGCAGCUGAACCACCACCUGAGGAUGAUUGGCCUGCUUGGACUUCUGGCUCGAAGAAGAAAGACAAAAAGGCGAAAAAGAAUGUUUUUGAGGCGCCGGUCAUUGAGGAGCCGGUUAUUGAAGAGCCGUCACCUGCUCCGGAGCCACCAGCGGAACCCGAACCCGAACCCGUUGAGGAGAAGAAAGACGAGGAUGACUGGUCAGCUUGGAAUGUCCCCAAGAAGGAGAAGAAGAAGAAGAAGGGCAAAGCCGUUGAGCCGGAGCCGGAACCACAGCCUCCUGUGGAGCCAGAGCCUGAGGUAGUACCAGAGCCAGAACCAGAACCAGCACCAGAAGCGGAACCAGUCCUUGAAGCUGAACCUGAGCCGGAGCUUAUGCCGGAGCCAGAGCCUGAGCCUGAGCCUGAGAAGGCCCCCGAGGUACCAGACAACCCUCUUUAUAAUAACUGGCACACUCUUUCCUCCAAAGACCGGAAGAAACGGGAAAAGCAACUUGUGAAGAAAGGACUUCCUAUCCCUGGUAAAGACUUUGAACUACCAGUGCCUGGAGCCGAGCCUCCUGGGCCUGAGCCAGUGCCUGAACCAGUUCAAGAACCCGAGCCUGUUCCAGAACCUGAGCCGGAGCCUGAAGUCGUGCCGGAGCCUGAGCCUGAGCCAGCGCCAGAACCGGAACCGGAACCAGUCCUUGAGCCUGAACCUGAACCUCAACCUGAGCCUGAGCCUGAGCCGGAGCCUGAGCCGGAGCCGGAGAAGACGGCACCUGAGAUACCUGAAAACCCUCUUUAUAACAACUGGCAUUCUCUCUCAUCCAAAGACCGGAAGAAACGAGAGAAACAACUUAUCAAGAAAGGACUUCCUAUUCCUGGUAAAGACUUUGAGCUUCCAGUGCCCGGAGCUGAACCUCCUGAGCCAGAGCCCGAACCAGUUCCUGAACCAGUUCAAGAACCGGAGCCCGAGCCUGAGCCAGAGGUAGUGCCGGAGCCGGAACCAGUCCUUGAACCCGAGCCCGAGCCGGAACCAGCUCCCGCCGAACCUGAGCCUGGGCCUGAACCAGUUGCCGCUCCAGAGCCAACAGAACCUGAGCCUGCGCCGGAACCUGAACCUGAACCUGAAGUCAAAGCUCCUGAGAUCCCAGAUAACCCUCUCUAUAACAACUGGCAUACUCUGUCGUCAAAAGAUCGGAAGAAACGAGAGAAACAGCUGGUAAAGAAAGGGCUGCCUAUCCCUGGCAAAGAUUUCGACCUACCACUGCCAGGAGCUGAGCCUAAGGAGCCAGAGCCGGCGCCAGAACCAGUGCCAGAACCAGUGCCAGAACCAGUGCCAGAACCAGUGCCAGAACCAGUGCCAGAACCAGUGCCAGAACCAGUGCCAGAACCAGUGCCAGAACCAGUGCCAGAACCAGUGCCAGAACCAGAGCCAGCUCCAGAACCUGAACCGGAGCCAGAGGUAGUACCAGAGCCGGCAGCAGAGCCCGAGCCCGAGACCGAGCUAGACCCAGUACCAGAGCCAGAGCCAGAACCGGUGCCAGAGUUAGAACCAGAGCCCGCCCCGGAGCCCCAAGAAGAACCAGUCCCUGAGCCGGUCCCCGAGCCAGUUCCUGAAGUUGUUCCAGAGCAGACCUAUCCGGACGAUAGUUGGGGAAUCUUGAACCCUUCGAAGGAGAAAAAGAAGAAGAAGAAGAACAAGAUCGCCUUGGAACCUCCACCGCCCGCACCUACUCCUCCUUCUCUGGGCUUUACUGCCGAGCCAGAGGGUUUCGUGCCUACCGAACAUGUGCCCCACGAGCCUCUCUGGGAUGAUUAUGACAGCAAGCCUUCGAAGGGUUUUCAGGAUGAUUACGCGACGGAAGAGGCACCCAAACCCAACAAGGGAUUCUGGGCCAGCUUCGGCGUUCCAACCAUGGGCAAAUCCAAGUCUACCAAAAAGAAGUCGGCAGAAAAGACCAAAGCAAUCGAGGCAGCGCCAUGGCUUGAGCCUGAGCCAGUACCAAGUCAACCUGCCGAUGAUGACUUUCUUAUUGACGUUGGCGAUGAUCCAAAGAUGCCCGAAGCGCCCGAAGCGCCAAUCCCGCCAGUUGUCGAGGAACCACCCGCGCCAGCCGCGCCGCCAGCGAAGACUCCUGCUGUCACCUCUAAGACCAAGUCACCGGCCAAAUUGUCACCCGGAGAGCGAAUCAACGUUUUGGAGCUAGCAAAGAAGGACAAGGCAGCAAAGGCAGAGCCUACCCCGCCCCCAGAAGAACCUGAACCUCAGCCCGAACCUGUGGAGUUUUUCGACACUGAACCGGCUCCGUUUAAGAAGCCCUAUAGGGAUGUAGUCCCCGGGAGCUUUCCGGAUGCAUUUGACGACGACUACGAGGAAUUCUACGACGUACCACCGCCACCUGCCCCAGAGCCGCCUGCUCUAAAUCCGGAGCAAUACCUUGACCUUGAGCCAGAACCAGCGCUAGAACCCGAACCCGUCCUUGAGCCCGUCCUUGAACCUGAACCUGAGCCCGAGCCCGAGCCCGCGCCUGCGCCUGUUCCGGUGUCCUUGUCAAAGAAGGCGAAGAAGAAGGAUAAAAAGAAGGCAAAGGCUAUUGUGCUGGAACCUGUGCCUGAGCCGGUACCUGAGCCGAUACCUGAGCCAGUUGUGGAACCAGAGCCAGAGCCGAUACCAGAGCCGGUACCAGAGCCAGUUGCGGAACCAGAGCCACAGCCUGAACCUGUGCCUGAGCUCGAACCCGAAUUUGUUCCGGCACCUGCUCCCGUCUCAAAGACCGAAAAGAAGAAAAAGAAGAAGAAAGCCGUUCCUGUUCCCGAGCUUGAGCCAGAGCCAGAGCCAGAGCGCGAGCCCGAACCCGAGCCGGAGCCUGAACCUGAACCAGUGUUUGUUCCUGCCCCUGCUCCUGAGCCACCUCUCGAACAAGAACGGGGAUUCCAGCCAGAGUUCGACGAAGCACCCGCUCCAAAGCUUGAAAAGCGGAAGAAGAGGAGCAAAAAAGUCACUAGUCUAGAACAGACAGCACCAGUCAUGGAGCCAACGCCUGCCGAUGCUGAGACAGGUGAAGCAUUUGAUGUAGACACGGGCAGCCCUCCUACACCUCCACCAGAGCCUGCUGAACCAGAACCUGCUGAGCCUGAGCCUGUACCUGAAAAGCCAGUAAAGAAGGAGCGCGUUAGGGUUGAGCGUGCUCCCGGUUCUACCUCUUGGGGAUUCUGGAGUGCCACGCCACAAAAGCAGCCUUCCCAUAGAGAGCGUAGGCAAAGACGGGAACCGUCACCGCCACCCAUGGUUAGGUCAAAGUCGACCAGACAGCCGAGGUCUAGAGAGGAGAUUGAGGGAGAGAAUCCUAUCACUGACAAGGAUAGGCGACGGGAGGAUCGACACAGCCGAGGUAUGACUUUCGCGGACUUUGUGCUGGGGGCGCCGCCGCCCACCAGGACAAAGUCGAGUCGAAGGACCGGAGCACAUGCAUCCAGACGUGCAUCCAUGGGCAUGGAGGAUGCUGGAUUUCCAACUCCACCGCCAGAUGACAGUCGGGAUAUGCCGGAUAAGGCAGCCCGGAUGAUGGGUGUGAAUGGCUUGUCCAGGAGGGAAAGACCACAUGGAUCUCGCAGAAGAUCUCGCAACCGCGAUUCAUAUGCUAUUGAAGAUGAGGACAUGGUCAUGGUAGACAGGGAUGAUUUCUCUGCUCCAAAGGACGGCUCGAGGGGAUCGAGACAUUCCGAGAGACGGUCAAGAAGAAAGUCUCGGUCCAGACAUGGUGAAUUCCCUGAUGAUGCUGUUAUGCUCGACGCAGACCAGCCCCAUCAGGGGCCCGAAGUCUUCUCGGGACCCGACGAUGUUGCCUUCGUGGAAGCACCAAGGGAACGACGUGUAAGGCUGUCGAGUGUUCCCAGGAAACCAGAGUCCACAGGCCUUAUGGGCUUCAUUGGUUCUUUGCGGAAAUCCGCUCGUCCGGACCCGCCAGAACGUCGCAAGUCCCGGUCUUAUCGCGAUGAUGAUGCCAGGUACAUGACUGAGCCGGAGCGGGAUGAGGCACGCCGGGCGAGGCGUGAAGAAAGAAGGAGACGUUAUGAAAGACAAGAUGCUGAUGGUGAAGAAUUCGUCGAAGGCGGUCCGGUAGGUGGUUUUCCGGAUACAGAUGUGGAAGAAGCCGAGGCCAGGAGGGCAGCGCGUAGAGCACGGCGAGCACGACAGGCAGCAUCUGAUCAGCUUCGUGAGAGCGAAUGGCGCGAGGCUGAAGAAAGGCGAGCUCGACGGAGGGAAAGAGAGAAAGCCCGCGAGCGUGAGAUGCAGGAGCGUGAGAUGCAAGAAAGAAUAGCCCGAGAGGAGGAGGAGAGAGAAGAAAGGCGCCGAGAGGAAAGAAGAGCUCGACGGGCUGCUCGUGAAGAGCGUCGUGCCCGAGAGGAGCAAGAGGCCCGCGAGGCAGAGGCCCAGGCAGCGGCCCAAGCAGAGGCCGAGGCCAGGGCUGCAGAGCGACGCGAACGCAGAAGGCGGAGGGAAGCAGAGAUGCAAGAAGCCGCCGCGUACGAACCCCGGUCCAAACGACGAUCCUCUCGUCACCCGGUCGAUGACCGAGCUGCCCGAGAAUUCUAUCUCGGCGGGUACGAGGGUGACAGGGCGUAUCGUCCAGAGCGUUCUGCGGACGACGGGGAGAGGCCUAAACGUCGGAAAUCCAGAGCCCCCGAAGUGGAGCGGGGACCACCGAUGAUGUCCGGGGGACGCAAGGAUAAAACUUCGUCCUGGGUGCACUCUCAAGAGAGCAAUCCGCCUGAGCCACCACCGGUUGUAGCCACUGUUCUGGAUGUGCCACCAGGCCCCGACGAACCGAUGCAAACGCACUCGGUGUCGUCGGAUGAGGAGGCCCGACGUGAGCUGCGACGUCGAGCCCGGAGACGAGCCAGGUACCCUGGACUGACGGAUCAGGAGAUUGACGAGCUGCGGACACGCAAGCGCGAGGCCCGACAGUCUGAGCGGAGUUCUGGCAGUGCCGAUUAUGAACGGGGCCGCGGCCAGCGGUCGUACGACGAUCGAUAUGCGCCGUCAGGAGGAAAGAUGCCGAAUUGGUUUAAGAGACUGACCAAUAUGGGGUGA
Molecule: messenger RNA, 6777 nt
Organism: Aspergillus sclerotioniger CBS 115572
Lineage: Eukaryota; Fungi; Ascomycota; Eurotiomycetes; Eurotiales; Aspergillaceae
Exons: 6
Coding region: 1-6777 (2258 amino acids)
Source: RefSeq, a predicted model, not a curated record